UUCAGUCGCUCCUCCAUCGCCAUCGCCAUCGCCAUCGCCAUCGCCGUUCCUCUGCAAGAAUCGGGAAAUGGAUCGAGGGCAGAUUCUGCUGCUAGGGCUGCCGCUGUUCCUGCUGUGCACCGACCUCGUCAACCUGUUCACGCCUCCGCCUCCGAAGCCUCCUCCGCCCCCUCACCUCCGCCCCCAGCCGCCGCAGCACCACCGCCACCUCCACAACCCUCCCGAAGUCCUAGAGUUCCCUUCUGAGGUGCAGAAGCCGAGCGCUGUUGGCGGAAUCGGUCUGGGGAGCACGGUCGUCAUCAAUUUUUGUUCGUCUUGCUCGUAUAGGGGUACUGCAGUAACAAUGAAGAAGAUGCUUGAGACGCAGUUUCCUGGUAUUGAUGUUGUUCUUGCAAACUACCCUCCAGCAUUGCCAAAGCGCAUUUUGGGUAAAUUGGUGCCGGUCGCUCAGAUAGGAGUAUUUGCUAUCAUCAUGGCCGGAGAGCAUAUAUUUCCGAUGGUUGGGAUUGCAGUGCCUCCACCCUGGUAUUAUUCUCUUCGUGCAAACAGGUUUGGGACGAUUGCUUCAACUUGGCUUCUCGGCAAUGUGUUCCAGUCCUUCCUGCAAAGCUCUGGUGCUUUUGAAGUUUACUGCAAUGAUGAGCCGGUUUUCUCAAAAUUGAAGGAGGGAAGGUUUCCUGGUGAGAUCGAAUUGAAAGACCUGAUUGGCAGAAGAUUGGCAAAUUCUAGAGUUACAGAUGGCCUUGGGGCUAUGUGGUCCUAGUUCUUUAAGCUGAUUUGCGGUUCUGGUCAAAUCUUAAAGAACCAGUUGGUACUCCCGUUUAUCAUCAGGUUUCAUUUUGUGUACAACUAUACGCAUGUUUAGCGACUGAAGUUAUCUUCCUCUGAAAGUUACUGUAACUUGUUCGAUGUUUCUAAUCUUAGAACCCUUCACUUAGUGUCAUAUAUAUCACAGUGGAUUGUGACUUCCUUUUUUCUGGACUAA
Messenger RNA from Syzygium oleosum, 985 nucleotides. RefSeq names its product selT-like protein. Gene Ontology annotation, cellular component: endoplasmic reticulum membrane. The record is from RefSeq and is a predicted model, not a curated record. Lineage: Eukaryota; Viridiplantae; Streptophyta; Magnoliopsida; Myrtales; Myrtaceae. The transcript has 4 exons. Bases 68 to 763 code for a protein of 231 amino acids. Gene Ontology annotation, biological process: cell redox homeostasis. Gene Ontology annotation, molecular function: thioredoxin-disulfide reductase (NADPH) activity.